Messenger RNA from Pieris macdunnoughi, 1197 nucleotides. The record is from the annotation of a GenBank genome assembly. Lineage: Eukaryota; Metazoa; Arthropoda; Insecta; Lepidoptera; Pieridae.
AUGGGCCGGAAGAAAAUACAAAUAUCUCGGAUUACAGAUGAACGGAAUCGACAGGUUACGUUCAACAAAAGAAAAUUUGGAGUGAUGAAGAAAGCUUAUGAGUUGAGCGUCCUGUGCGAUUGUGAGAUUGCCCUCAUCAUCUUCAGUUCAAACAACAAACUCUACCAAUAUGCUAGCACUGAUAUGGACAAGGUAUUACUGAAGUACACCGAGUACAACGAGCCGCACGAGUCGCUAACCAACCGGAACAUCAUCGAGGCGCUAACGAAGAAAGAGCAUAAGAACGGAGUGAUGUCACCAGACAGCCCUGAAGCGGAACCGGAAUACAACCUGACUCCCCGCACUGAAGCGAAGUACUCGAAAAUCGAUGAAGAAUUCCAAAUGAUGAUGCAAAGGAACCAGUUGAAUGGGAGGAGCGUGGGAGUUGGAGUGGCAGGGAGCAAUUAUAAUCUUCCUGUCAGCGUUCCAGUGGGAAGUUACGACCAAUCACUGUUACAAGCUAGUCCUCAGAUGCACACCUCUAUCAGUCCACGGCCUUCGUCUUCGGAAACCGAUUCAGUGUACCCAAGCGGUGGAAUGCUCGAAAUGUCAAACGGAUACCCAGGUUCCGGCUCGCCUUUGGGCGCCGGUUGUACGCCUUCCCCAUCCCCGGGACCGGCUCCCUCGCCCCACCGUCAUCCCCACAAGCAUGCUCCCCCGCCCCACCACUCACCACGGCAUAACAACCUUCGCGUCGUCAUACCCAGCUCUAUGCCACCGCCACAAGAUGAUAUCUCGUAUACCGGAGAGACACCGCUAAGCUACCCAGGACUUGGAAAUUUCGGACCACAAGACUUCAGCAUGAGCUCAGACAUGGGGAUUGGACUAUCGUGGGGCGCGCACCAACUGCAUACACUACAGCACAACAGGUACAUUAGCAGCUUGCCAGUGUUAGGUGGCGGGACGCCCCCACCGGCCGCGUCGCCUAGCAACGUGAAGAUAAAAGCCGAGCCAGUGUCGCCGCCACGUGCGCCUGACCAUCUACAUAGAGGUCAACCCGCACCGCAGCCCGCACAUAUUUCUGGCGUUAUUGAUGGUUCAAUAAGUUCAAGUAACCUGGGUUCGCCUGCAGGCCAAGACAUGCGGCACAGCGCCGUGCCGCUGGACUACGAGCAGCCACACACGAAGAGGCCGCGCAUCGAGGGUUGGGCCACAUAG